Messenger RNA from Symbiodinium necroappetens, 387 nucleotides. Lineage: Eukaryota; Dinophyceae; Suessiales; Symbiodiniaceae. The record is from the annotation of a GenBank genome assembly.
AUGGGAACGAGCUGCCCGAAGCCAGACACCAAGCCGGCCAUCUACCUUCUGCUAAGGAGCCUGCUGCUGAACUUCAGCGAAGCUUGGUUCCAGGAGUCCAUCCAACAGCUGCAGCGGCGUGCCGAUGCCCCUCGCUGCGGUCGCACAGAUCCCGAUGGCUACUACCACCUCGCCGGUCGCGCCGAGCUGGCGAUGCAGGUACAGAAGCUUGUUCUUCCCCAUUUUGGCUUCGAGGCUACGAAGGAGGGGGUGGCGGAUAUGAUUCGGCACUGCGCCGCGUUUCUCUCCGAUCAAGACGUUGCUCACCUUUUCGAUGCCAUUAACAAGAAGCUGGGCAUGUCCCCGGCUGCGUGCCAACGCUUCCGGCGCUUGGCUGCGAGCCUCGAG